GCAUCUGCCUCGAACUUCUACCAACUCGGAUUGGGCCACCUGCAUGGUGGAAAUGUUCGCGCUGCCUACGAGGAUUUUCGCGAAGCUGCCCGGAUUGACCCCACUGAUUUCCAAAUAUGGCAGAAGUACGAGGAGACGUACAGGCAAGUUGAAGGUGAUAUUGCGGAGCAGCACAGAGAGAACAGUGCUGACCGCAACUUUCGGUCAUUACGUGCAGCCGAGCCCCAGGUUAAAGCACCGCGCCACUUCACCUUGAAGGUCAGCAGAAGUUUCUCAACAUUGGAAGCUGCUGGCGAGGAUGUGGACGAGGAGAAUGCUCGAGCAGUGUUUCUACGCGGCGGCAGCCUGUUUGCAAGCCCGCAAGCUGACCCUGAGGGCAAGGAUGACAAUUUGGAGAUGGUGACGACUAGUCCGAGACGAUACUUCUUCAUCCUGCUGGCAUGGUCCCUGACAUGGCUGCUCGUCGUGUACCACUACCGCACACUUGGAGGGCAUAGGGAGCUGAACCCACUGGAGGUGUUGGGAUGGAUUGCUUUAGCGAAGCACUUUCGCAAAGAAGCAGGACAGCUGCAACAUGCCGCAACCGCCGCAGGCCUUUUCGACUCCGAGCGUCAGCUCCCUGGUGGAGAUUCCCAGGGCAAAGACCUGAAGAGUUUCAGCGACUUCGGCCUAGGCUUCGAGAAAGACUUCGGAUUGGACCGGGAACGCGACUUUGACUUUGGUUCCAGCUUUGGUAACGGACACAAAGGAAAAGGCAGGGAACCGAGAGAUGGCAAAGACUCUCACAAAGGAAAAUCCAAGGAGCCUCGUGAAGCAGAUCCCAAGCAGGUGUUCGUGGCAAACAUCGGGGAAGCUCAUGAGGACGAGCUUCGGAGCUUUUUUGAGGAUGCUGGAGAGGUCGAGCGGCUGAAGGUCUUGCGGAACCCUGACGGCAGUUCCAAGGGCAUCGGCUUUGUGACGUUCCGCACCGAGGAGCAGGCCCAGAAGGCCCUCAGCUUUCACAACAAGGCUUUUGAGGGCGGCCACAUCGUAGUGCGAUUGGCUCAUGGAGGAAAAGGCAAGGGAGACCGUGAGAAAGGCGAGAAGGGUGACAAGGGUGACGGACGUGAUGGGCGAGGCGACUCGAACCGCGAUCGUGACAGCCGAGAUCGUACCAAAGGAAAAGGUCGAGGAGGCAAGGGCAAGGUGCCCAUGGCUGAUGUGGAGGACCUUCUUGAACAGGCGCUUUCUGGCCAGGAUGGCCCGCUCAAGAUCAGCGACUUCGACUUCACAGCCAAAAAGUUUGUCGCCGAGCUUCGCAGCCGCGACCGUGCUGAUGGUGGGUCACGGUUCCAAGAGGCCAUGGACAUGAUUUUGAAGUACACCUCUUCCAAGGACAGAAGCUCGGUACGCAAGUGGCCUGCCUACGUGUUCACACUCUUGCAGAAGUUUGAUCCCGCGCUCGGCGAAGAGAUGCGAGAACGAGAUCAGGAACGGCGCCAAAAGGGCUCCGGAUUUCGUCGACCCCGUCCUCCUCUCGAGGAAGAAGAUGGGUGA
Molecule: messenger RNA, 1536 nt
Organism: Symbiodinium natans
Lineage: Eukaryota; Dinophyceae; Suessiales; Symbiodiniaceae
Source: the annotation of a GenBank genome assembly